Molecule: messenger RNA, 1381 nt
Organism: Polypterus senegalus (gray bichir)
Lineage: Eukaryota; Metazoa; Chordata; Cladistia; Polypteriformes; Polypteridae
Product: golgin subfamily A member 6-like protein 1
Exons: 8
Coding region: 57-1379 (440 amino acids)
Source: RefSeq, a predicted model, not a curated record
UGACCCUUCGCUUUUCAGUGUUUAUUGGCUGACAUGUAGUUUCUGUCCCUUUCACCAUGUUGGGUACAUCUUCUCAGUCUGAUCUUCAGUUCUCUCGUUCCAGUGUAAAGUCACCGGUGUUGGACAAUGGGAUGUUCUACCGGCCUUUCACACUAAGCAUUAGCAAUUUAAAUGGACAUAGCAACCUGUACUCUGGGAACGCUAAGCAGGGUGACAAGGUAAGAGAUGUGCGCUUCAUCUCCCCAUUGCAUAGCUCCACACCUACGUCAAGUCAGAUGUCCAUUCUUCCAGUCCGGCCCAUGAGUUCCUUGAACUCAAAUUCAGCAUUUCUUCAGUUAAGUCGUUUGCAGGGGGAGCUGGUUCGAAAAAGAAAGGAAUGUGAAGAUUUAAAGCAGCAAAACAAGGUUUUGUCAAAUGAGAUCCACAUAGAAAAACAUGUAAUGCGUUCAGAGAGUGAACUGACAAUGAGAAAACUUCGAAAUUUAAACCAGGAUCUGCAAGUCCAAGUGAAGGAGCUAAAACAGAAAUUGCUUGUUGCUCAGCAGAAGGUAGUCACAUCUAACAGAAUUGCAGAAGAAGCAGAAGCUGCCAAAUGUGAAGCUGAGAGAGAUCGCCUUCUGGCUGAAACGCAGGCAAAGGACUACUGUGAAGAAAGAAACCUGGUUAUGACUGAAAAGGAAAAGCUGAAGGACAAAGUGUUUAAUCUGGACGCUAGGGUAACAGAUGUACAGAAGGCUUUAGCUGAAGCAGAAAAAAAAUACUUUGAAACCAAAAUAAAAAAUGACAGGAUUACUGUGGAAAAAGAAGUGAUAAUAGAAGAAAAUCGCUGUUUAGAACACGAAAUAACAAAUCUAAAACAUAACCUCAACAAAUUAGCUGAAGAGACUGGUAAAUUGAGAGAAAGUGAAUACAAUGCAAGACAAAAUGCCUUGGCAGCUGAAGAAGCCAGAGGCAAAGCCAUCAAGAUGAGGGAUGAAAUAGAGCGAGAGAAGCAGCAAGCUGAACAAGAGAAGGAGAAAAAAGCUAAAGAAUGUGACAUAUGGCAGCAAAAACACAGCCACCUGUCUGACCUUCUCCGACUGCAAGAAGAGGAGAAAUCUAAAAGGCAAAACAAAGCAUGCCAAACAGGUAUGAAGAAAUAUUACUUGUGUGUUGCUGAAAACAACCAAAGACUGAAAGUUCUGAAAACAAUGGCAGCAACUCCCCAAGUGUUUAUGGAAGAAGAGCCCAUGUGCUUUUCUGUGCUCGAUGAUGACACUGAAGAGCCUCCAAAACCCUCAGACAGGUUCUACAUAAUUUCUUCAGCAUCAACAAUCAUGCAUGAAUGCAAAUGUCCUGCCCUGCUGCAAAGAUAUGAAAUCUCACCCGACGUGUUCUGAAA